Molecule: messenger RNA, 4287 nt
Organism: Papaver somniferum (opium poppy)
Lineage: Eukaryota; Viridiplantae; Streptophyta; Magnoliopsida; Ranunculales; Papaveraceae
Exons: 4
Coding region: 1-3864 (1287 amino acids)
Source: RefSeq, a predicted model, not a curated record
AUGAGUAAGCUGAAGUAUUAUUGCGCCCUAGGGCUGAUUCUAUUGACACUCUAUGUUCAUUUAGCACACGAUCUGAAAAGAGAACUGAAGAAAGAAACGAAGGGGUUUCUCUCUGGGUUUUUGUUUCAUGUCAUGUCUACAAAUCUUAUCCCAUCUGAAAACCUAGAAACUGUAGAAAAUGAGGCUGUUUCUACUGAAUCUUCAGUUAGGGUUAGUGUUUCUGUAGUUGAAACCCAAUCCGAUCAAGUUCAGGAUUCUGUAGGGGAAUUAGAUAAUACUGUUGAGAGAAGUACAUCUUCUCAUCGUGUUGUGGAAGAGAAUUUUAAUGAACAGUUAGUUCAGUGUAAAGAUAAAGGAAGGAAAAUUGGAAUCGAAGUAAGGAAGACGAAGUUGUCGUCGAUGAUUAAGGAGAUAUUGGUUGAACAAGCUGUGGGUAUGGAGAAACUAGAGCAGGAGGGGGUUGAGCAAGUAGUUGAAACAGUGGGUGGAAACUCUGGAGCUGUUUUAGAUGGGGGAAAUGGUGACAAGGAAAGUGGUGGUUUGGUAAAAGGCGAGAACGAGGAAAUGGUAUCGAGUUCUAUCCAAGAGAAUCAAAAUGAUGGGGCUAGUGUUGCAGUAGAGGUUGAGCCAGAUUCUACUGGAGUAACUGAGUCCGUGGGUCAUUUGUUAGAUGGGAAUUUGAAACCGGAGGUUCAGGUAACAGUGGUUAAUUCUGUAGAAGAUGAAGAGCAGAAAGGUGUGCAGGUAAAUGGGAAUCUCAGUUGCGCAAACUUGGAAGCUGAUAUGCCAGAGAAUAUUGCCCAGGUAAGUGAAACUGAGAGAAUUGAUUCACACACUAUAAUAGAGAAUCUUGAUGAGGGGGUUCGUGUUACAAUAAAUUCUAGUGUAACAAUUACUGAAACAGUGGUUGAGCAAGUUCAAGUUGUUGAGGGAGGUGAAGUUGCAAUGAUGGACUGUGAGGAGCUUUUCGCUGGAAAUCCAUCUUCAUUGGCGAAUUAUCAAAGUGUUGAAGCUCAGGCAGUUGGUGGCAUAGAAUCUCAGAAUGAUGUGGCGGUGGCAGAUGAGGAUCUGGCUUCAGAUGCUUUCAAGACUGAAGAAAAUGGUUCUGUUGAGGCGCAGAAUACUGGAAUUGAGAUUGUGGAAGGAGGGGUUUCAACGGUGCAAACUGAACGUCAAAUUCCGGAGACCCAAGUUGUUGCUGGGGAUAAAGAUGUCGCACUUCACAGUACUGCAAGUACAAAUCGUUGUCAUGAGGAUGAAACUUCCACGCAGGAUGGGAAACAAGAUAUUGUUGCCCUAGUAGACGAGCCGGUUUCUCAUCAGGUAGAUGGGGUGGCAAAUAUGGACUCAUAUCCUGUCGAUGCUGGGGUUCAUGCUACCGGAGAUCCAAGCUCACUUCCUGACGAGUCUAAACACACAGAUUCGGGGUGCGUUAUUGAAAACCAUGUUUUGAGAGAUGAAAUGCUGCCAGACGUGUCUCAAGAAAAUGGAGCUGAAAUUAAUGAGAUGCAUGAUGAUAUGGAUUUCUCUGUGUUGGUUUUAGAUGAAGAAAUAACUAAUGAUAACAUGGAUGUUGACAACUUCGAAGGCAACAAUAACGAGAUUGGAGAUAAUUUUGCAGGCCUUGAACAGAGAAAGAGCAUGAGGCAACAACUUGUAAAACCAGAGGCCUUAAAGCCUGAACCUACUGCGAGGUACAAACUGAUACCAGCAGAGAAAGAAGGCGAAUUCUCUAUUUCUGACUUAGUAUGGGGUAAAGUGAGGAGUCAUCCUUGGUGGCCUGGGCAAAUAUUUGAUCCUUCUGAUGCGUCGGAACAGGCUAUGAAGUAUCAUAAGAAAGACAGCUUUUUGGUAGCAUAUUUCGGGGAUCAAUCAUUUGCUUGGAAUGAGGCAUCAGCAAUGAAGUCCUUCUGUACACACUUCUCGCAGAUGGAGAGACAGAACAGUACGGAAGCAUUUCGAAUUGCAGUUAAUAGUGCCUUGGAUGAGAUUCAUAGAAGGGUAGAAUUUGGGAUGGCAUGCUCCUCCACGCCAGAAGAUAUCUGUAGCGAGGUAAAAUAUCAGAGUAUAAAAAAUCCUGGAAUACGGGAAGAAGCUAGGACAAGAGAUGGGUUGGACAAAAAUCUGAGUGGUAUCUCUUUUCAACCGGUUCACCUUGUCCGUUAUGUUAAAGAAUUAGCACUGAACCCAUGUGGUGGCGGUGAUAGACUUGAGCUUGUAAUUGCUCGGGCUCAGUUACUGGCUUUCUAUCGCACUAAGGGAAUCUGUCGACUGCCUGAAUUUCAUGUGUUUGAAGAUGGUUUAUUAGAAUGUGAUGAUUUUGACGUAAUCUCAGAGGAGAAAGAGAGAGCUGAAAAAUUGGUCAAGGUUGAGCAGAGGACAAGGCAAUCACAAACUCGUAAACGCAAACACAACCCAGAAAAUGGUGCACAUCCUAAUAACAGAAAAGAGAAAAGCUUGUCAGAUUUGAUGACCACGACGAAGCCUGAUACUAACGACCGUAAUCAUGCUGAUGUUGAUUCGGCUGCUCCACAAUCUUUUAAGGUUGGAGAAUGCAUACGUAGAAUCUCGAGCCAGCUUACCGGUGGCCCUCCAAUCCUCAAAGGUGGUAGUGAAAAUCUCCAAGAAAAAGGAGUUACGUUUUUGAAGGAAUACUCUUGCCCAGAUAUGUUAUCAAAACUCCGUUUGGCUGCACGAGAUCACAAGAAGGGUCACAGUGUUUUGACUGUUAUCGGUGGCUUCUUUUCUGAGUUUCGGAAUUUUAUUAGCUUGAGUUCUGCUGGUUCAGUGAAACAACGGAAGAAAUCUGAACAAAUGGUUGGUUCCGCUGAGACAUUCGACUUCGAAGAUACAAAUGAUUCUUAUUGGACUGACAGGAUAGUCCAAAAUACCUCAGAUGAACAGGCAGCAGGGAAGAAUACCGAAGGGAAAGAAGAAACUGAUCUUGAAGCUAACCCAACACAGAAGGAUAAUGUUUCUCAGGCACCCGGAAAUUCCUGUCAGCUGGCCGUACCUAAAGAGCUACAUGCUGCUGGAAAAAAAGAACCGACUCCAUCAACGCGCAAGAAUAGGAAGAGGAAAGGAAAUAACGAUCAGGAAAACCCUAUUCGUAGUAGUGAGUCUGGUCCAUCAACCAAGAAACCGUCGUCACGCGGGUCUCGGAAGAAAAAGGAACCACCUUUGGCUCUAACGGACAACAAUGCCAAUCAGCUGAGUGAUGUCCAGGAAAAGAAAGGACCAACCGCAUUGCUUCUGAAAUUUACUGAACCAUAUUCUGUCCCUUCAGCGACAAAUCUGAAUAAGACAUUUCGUCGUUUUGGGCCUCUGAAGGAAUCGGAAACACAAGUAGUGAAGGACUCCAACAGUGCCAUAGUGGUUUUCAAGGCGUACAAUGAUGCGGAAGUAGCUCUUAGUAGUGCUGGGAAAUUUAGCAUUUUUGGACCAGCAGUUGUCAGCUACGAGCUAAGUUGCUUUCCGCUGCCCCCAUCUAAAGUACCUGUUUGUGACUCAACAAAAGGUAGUGAUUUUCUGACAUUACUGGAAGAAGCAUCUCUUUGUGACACAACACAAGGUGGUGAUAACAUAAAAUUGUUGGAAGAAGCAUCUCUUUGUGACACGACACCAGGUAGUGAUAACGUUAAAGUGUUGGAAGAAGCACCUUUUUGUGACGCAACACAAAGUAGUCAUGACGUAUUGGAAGAAGCAACUUUCUGUGACGCAACACAAAGUAGUCAUGGCGUAUUGGAAGAAGCACCUUUCUUUGAUGCAAUGCAAAGUAGUCAUGACGUAUUGGAAGAAGCACCUCUGUGUGACACGAUGCAAGGCAGUCAUGAUGUAGAGUUGUUGGAAGGGAACACGACUUGAUAGCUCAAGUUUUAUAUACCCGUACGGAAUAUUUAGGUUAGAGUCCGUUGCAGAGAAAUUGUCGGUCUUCCCGUUCCAUAAGAUGUUUGAGAACCGACUUCCCUUACCACGAGAUGUUCGAGUUCACUUCUCUGGUAGGUUCUCAGUUCCAGAAGUAGGUGGACUCGGAACCAUUUCUUGCAAGUCAUGUACAAGUUCUAUGAGACAAGGGGUAAAUUGAGUUGAGAAAGACCAUUUUUGCUCUGUAACAUAUUUAGUUUUUGUAGUAAUAAAUCAGGUUUUUCCAAAUUAUUAUGGUUCAGGGUUGAAUUUUGUAAUUUCUUAGGAUGGGUUUCUAAAAUGUCAUUUGCUCUUUCUGAGAAGGUAUUGGCUGUCAACUCUAAUCAACAGUUAGUCCUGUAUCCAAAUACAAAGUUCCUUGUA